Messenger RNA from Rhineura floridana, 2917 nucleotides. Its product is annotated as cleavage stimulation factor subunit 1-like. The record is from RefSeq and is a predicted model, not a curated record. The transcript is spliced from 7 exons. Gene Ontology annotation, molecular function: RNA binding; protein binding. Gene Ontology annotation, cellular component: mRNA cleavage stimulating factor complex. Lineage: Eukaryota; Metazoa; Chordata; Lepidosauria; Squamata; Rhineuridae. Bases 53 to 1543 code for a protein of 496 amino acids. Gene Ontology annotation, biological process: mRNA 3'-end processing.
GGCUCCAAGAAACCUGGAGCCGGCCCUGAACCAACUUCAGGGUCGUCCCAGGAUGGAAGUGCAGCGAUACAGAAACCUCCACAUAUCAAUCUCCUUCCAAUUAUCCAUUCAUACAUCUCCCGUGACGCUUUGCCGGGCUCGUAUCUCAGUAGAAGUUGAUUACUGUUGGCGCAUGCGUGUAGUCACCUACAUGACCCUUGCUGGGCUCCUUUUCCCCUUUUUCCAGAUGCGGCUUCAAUCGAUGUGUGGGGGUUCGAUGCAGCAGCCUGUUCGACGGAGUGGCCCUCGGUCCAGGUUGCUGCCGCCACCUCCGCCUGCUGCGCUCCCGUUGCCUUUGCCGGCGGCGCCGCAGUCGCCCAUUGACGUUGUUGGGCCUCCAGCAGUUAAUUUGAGCGGAGAUCGACCAAGGCCAAAAUACGGGCUGACUGCUGGAAGACAGCCCUUUCUCAGAAUGUAUAGACCAAAAGUAAGCCUGAAAGACAGGCAACAACUUUACAAACUGAUUAUCAGUCAGUUGCUAUAUGAUGGAUAUAUCAACAUUGCUAAUGGGCUGAUAAAUGAGGUAAAGCCACAAUCUGUAUGUGCACCCUCUGAACAGUUAUUGCAUCUUAUUAAACUGGGAAUGGAAAAUGAUGAUAGUGCAGUUCAGUAUGCAAUUGGGCGCUCUGAUACAGUAGCUCCUGGCACAGGGAUUGACUUGGAGUUUGAUGCAGACGUACAGACCAUGUCCCCAGAGGCUUCUGAAUACGAGACCUGUUAUGUCACAUCGCACAAAGGACCAUGUCGCGUAGCUACGUAUAGCAGAGAUGGACAGUUAAUAGCUACAGGAUCAGCUGAUGCUUCAAUAAAAAUACUUGAUACAGAGAGAAUGUUAGCAAAGAGUGCUAUGCCUAUUGAGGUUAUGAUGAAUGAAACUGCUCAGCAGAACAUGGAGAACCACCCAGUUAUUAGGACUCUUUAUGAUCACGUGGACGAGGUGACAUGCUUAGCUUUCCAUCCAACAGAACAAAUCCUUGCCUCUGGUUCAAGGGAUUACACACUUAAAUUGUUUGACUAUUCAAAACCAUCUGCCAAAAGAGCCUUCAAAUACAUCCAGGAAGCAGAAAUGCUGCGUUCUAUCUCUUUCCAUCCUUCUGGAGACUUCAUUCUUGUCGGUACCCAGCAUCCUACCCUGCGACUGUAUGAUGUCAAUACUUUCCAGUGCUUUGUAUCUUGCAAUCCUCAAGAUCAGCACACUGAUGCCAUAUGCUCAGUUAAUUACAAUGCAAGUGCUAACUUGUAUGUAACGGGCAGCAAAGAUGGAUGCAUCAAAUUGUGGGAUGGCGUUUCAAAUCGCUGUAUCACUACUUUUGAGAAAGCUCAUGAUGGGGCUGAAGUCUGUUCUGCCAUUUUCUCCAAGAAUUCCAAAUAUAUUCUGUCUAGUGGAAAGGACUCUGUAGCUAAACUAUGGGAGAUAUCUACAGGGAGAACACUGGUCAAAUAUACGGGAAUCUGGACGUUAGAAAGAAAGGCAUCAAGAUCUUUUUCUUGGGCCUGGGCGUAAGACCAGUGCUCCCCUCCCAGUCCUGCUGGCCAUUCAUUUCUUCACACAGACAAGUGAAAUAAAGGUUGUGUCGUUCCUAUUAGAUUUCUCACCUGCCAUUGAUAUUACAUAGAAUCAAAUCUUGUUGACUGUGAGACUUGGUAAAUGUUACAGUCAUGCCUGGUUCCAUUCAUUUGUGGAUAUAUGUUCUGAAAGGGGGGAUAAGGAAGUGUGUAAUAACACUGUAGAAACUGAUGUGAAGUGCCAAAGCUCCAUUCUAUCUCUGCCAUUGUUUUAACAUUUAUAUGAGGCCAUCAAAAGUCCAUGCAUAAUUCUUGGAGUGAUGUGUGAUCAGGAUGUGGAUGGCACCCUUCUAUUUUUUCCUUGCUCAUUGGAUUGAGGAGCAUUAAUAUUGGUACUGAACCAGUGUCUUGUACUUUUUGGUUAACUGGAUGAGAGUGUAUAGUCUGAAAAUUGAGUCCAGACAAUGUAAGUGGUAGCGGUUGAUAUUCCUUUAGUUUUGAAGAAAGGGGAAAUGCCUACUGAUGGAUGAGCUCCAUCCUUCCAUGUAUAGUUCAGAAGUCAUAACGAAACAAUAAAGAAUCUUGUAUCACCUUACAUUUAUUAUGGCAUAAGCUUUCAUACCCAUAAUAAUAAUAUGUCAUAUUAAGUUAUUAAUCGUUAAGAUGCUGCAAGACUUUGUUUUGGCUGCAACAGACUAACAUGGCUGUCCCUCUGGAAAUAGAUGAUCAGGUGGGAGUUGGGGCCCAGAGAGUAUGCUACCACUUGGCAUCAUCUACUCGUGUCAGUUGUUUCCUUAAGAACCAUCAUUCGUGUUUCUUCAACCUCCAGGUUUGAUUACUGCAAUGCGCUCUACAUAGAUAGCUCUUUGAGAGCAUUCAGAAGCUUCAGUUGUGCAAAAUAUUGCAAGCUGCCUUCUUUUAGGAAUUGUAUAGAGAGGUGCCACAAGGUGUAUAGAGAAGAAUAUGGCAUUUGGUAUUGAGCAAUUGUACUAGCUGCAUCUUAGCUUGUAGCUACAAUUCAAAGUAUUGAGGUGCUAAAUAGCCUGAUCCUUGCAUAUCUUAAGGGGUAUUUCCUCAAUAUGAGUGAGCCCAGUUAAUCUGUGGAAGUCCUACACUUUCUAUGAUGGACCAAGAGCUGUGGAACACCCAAGGAUCUGAGUCACUCUGUGCAGCCUUUUCUAUAGGUGAGCAAGGGUUUUAUUUUUAUGAAGCACCUUGCUGAAUUUACUAAUAAAGAUUAUGUUGAUUAUUGGAGAAAGCAUUAAUGAUUGUAUUGUGUAUUCCUCAUGUUUGCCAAUGUGAGUUCAGCUGGCAAUAGUGGGAAGAACUUUCUUUCAAUACAUAUUUUGAUACUUGAUAUUUAUGUUGCUAC